AUGGGGAGAAAGCGGCCAAAUGGGACGUGCGUGGUAGUUGGUGGUCGUGUGAGAUUCUCAACCGUCAAUGAUAGGAACCCCUCCUUCUCCAUGUCAGCCAAAAAAAGUGUCUUCCCCCCCACACCUCAUGAUCGUGUAGCAAUUAGCAAAGCGGUUACUCCGCAGGACUACCCCGUGGAGAGAAAAGACCUGCUUAUGCCCGCUUAUGCUGGUCGCUGCCACUCCAGCAGCCGAAUGCAGCCCGGCUGUGAUCUGAUUGGCGCGGGUGGAGAAGAGGGUCUUUGA
This is a messenger RNA of Aspergillus niger, 285 nucleotides long. RefSeq lists its product as hypothetical. NCBI's taxonomy places the organism in Eukaryota, Fungi, Ascomycota, Eurotiomycetes, Eurotiales, Aspergillaceae. The coding region runs from base 1 to 285 and encodes 94 amino acids. The transcript has 2 exons. The record is from RefSeq and is a predicted model, not a curated record.